Messenger RNA from Spodoptera frugiperda (fall armyworm), 1367 nucleotides. RefSeq lists its product as uncharacterized. The transcript is spliced from 9 exons. The record is from RefSeq and is a predicted model, not a curated record. Bases 95 to 1240 code for a protein of 381 amino acids. NCBI's taxonomy places the organism in Eukaryota, Metazoa, Arthropoda, Insecta, Lepidoptera, Noctuidae.
AUAUCUCAUUGAUUUCCUUCACAUACGAUCACGAACUCGACAUGACGCGUGUUUUUUGAAAAAACAAAGCACCUUUUUUGAAAAAAUCGCCGAAAUGGAUAAGUCAUCAAAGACCCAGUACUCGUCGCACCUUGUACUGACUACUGCGCUGUCGAGUGGAAUUAACAUAACAGUGUCCCUUGUGUACAUAUUACUGUCCAUUGCGGCGUUGAUAUACAGAUUCUCGAACUGUGGCACGUUGUUCGAGGACUUAGAAAACAUAAAUACAUCACAGCUUUUCUGGAAGAUCACUGUCGGUGCUUAUAUUCUAGAAGAAGAUCGAUGCGAAUUGUCGGGGUUUCUACGGCAAGAUUUGGGGAUUACCACCGCAUACACUGUGUUUGUCCUGGCUGCGCUCACCUUGAGUUUCCAUGCUCUCUGCCUCAUAUCUGCCAUCCUUCUGCUCAUAGUGAUACAAAACAUAGACGCAGCUCGCUACCUCACCUAUGUAGUACCAAUUUACAUUGGUACUUGUGUAGCUGUCUUCGUAGUGGAGCUAACAACAGCCGCUCAUUUCGGAAUAGAUCAUAGUACAUUGAACUCUAAACUGGCCAAUAUUACUUUAAUAGAUAUUGAAUCCAAUACUGCCUUUAUAGAUGUUUUCAUAGUAGAACUUUUACGUCAAGGGUCGUUGUACAUGAUGACCUUUGCACUGAAAGGAUACGUGAUACCGUUCUUCAACAUUCUACUUAUAAUAUUGUUGAUCGUUUACGUGCUGGAGCAUCGAAAAUUAAUGAAGAGUAAUGCACAUUCAAUACACAAACUGGGAGCCCUGUCUGGAUUCGACCAGCCAAGGAAACCCGAUGACAAUAAUUGGGCGGCACAGAACGAAGUAUUGUCACCUUAUGCGAGAGGCCCACGAGCGAACAAUGGUUAUAUCAAUGACGAUGAGUCAGACCGCAGCAGCCGUCCGCCCAAUAGACGUCCGCUAGCACGCAAUGACUUCAACAAUUCCAACCGCUCCUACGACCGUUCGGAUUCGUGGCAUCACGCACAGCCAAAUUUGGCUCAAACCGCCCGUCCGUUCUCGUACCUCGAGGACAUGAGGCCCAGGCCGCCAGUGAAGCCACCACCGUCUCCUGCUGUGGAAGUGCCCUGGAACCGCGAACCUUGGCAACAAGGUCCGCCUGUGCCAGUCCCCGACUACAGCCCACAGCCGCGACGACUCAAGUCUGCUCUUAAACCUGGGGGGUACAUGUAACAUGCUGUUGAACCCGUCGUACGCCGGAACGCGGAUCCACGCGAGACAAAAUGUAUUCUCUAUUGCGUCUCAUCUACCGGCAGUCAAGUGGUAAACGGAAUAAACUAUGUGAUGUUAUUUUAUAAAA